Molecule: messenger RNA, 567 nt
Organism: Phytophthora sojae
Lineage: Eukaryota; Oomycota; Peronosporomycetes; Peronosporales; Peronosporaceae
Exons: 2
Coding region: 1-567 (188 amino acids)
Source: RefSeq, a predicted model, not a curated record
AUGCAGAGCAGCGGCUUGGACGUGGAGUUGCAGCGCACGCUCGACGAGCUCUGCGCGGAUCUCUUUGCUACCCGCGCGCUAGACGAUUGCAACGCCAUAUUGCAGUCACUGGCGCUGCUUGCCGAUACCUUUCCACAGGCGCAGACGCUUCUCGGCAGGUUGCUCUCCCACAGCGACGGCAGCCAUCCCCGAUACGUGACCACUUCCAAGCUGUCGUCCUUGUCGACAGCCUUCCUCUACAAGAAGGAGACAGCUCGCAGCACGGCGGCUUUGAUCGCUGCGUUAGCACACAACAACGUUCGGAACCAGCGACGAAUUGUUCAAAGCACCACCGGUGUCAAGCUCGAUAUCGACCCCUCCCGGUAUGGCCUUCACACCCCUGCACCAAGAAGUACCCUGUAUGCGCUCACAGUCCCUUCGAUUGCCACGACCACGUACCGGAGGUGGCGAAAGCGCCAGCGCGAGUUGCAAAUCUGUCGCUUGCCCACUGGAGUGCCCCCUGCGCACGACGGCGUCCCCAUGCCUUGCUACUCUCACUUCCGUCCCUGUCCACAAGAGACUUCUUAG